CGGAAGAAGGAAAUGGUUUCGUACUUUUGCUGACUCCGACGACAUGGGAAGUGAACGACCCGCAAGGAGAGACCGAUCAGACUCAAGCAUAUGGCUAAUCUGCGUUUUAACAGCGGCCCUCAUUAUCACGGGUAUCUGCUGGAGGAUUCACGUGUCACAGAUUCGUCAGUCUUACCAAACAUGGCACCGAAACUCUAAUCUGUCCGAUCUUAUACGAAUGAACAACAAUCUCCGUCUCCAGUUCACUGAGAUGGAAACGAAGUACAGAUCUGUCAAAGAAGCCAAAGCUCAAAUCUGUGAAUUGCUGAUCAGCAGAAGAGAGCAAACAUGUUUCAAGGACUGGGUCACAAAUAAAGACCGGUGUUAUUACGUAUCCACGUUUGAUACCACUUUCCAAAAAGCGGAGCAAGAAUGUUCAAACCGUGACUCAAGGCUGCUGGAAAUCAAUUCAAGUGAUGAAGCGCGCUUUGUAUCCCACAAUCUUCUGGACAACAAACCUGCUUACUGGAUUGAAAAAUGCGAAAACGGGACUGUUGGCCAGAGUUUCCUGUACAAGCCCUCUGGAACGACCGUCUGCAGACGGUGCGGAAGUGGUGACUCUUGUGAUGUUCCCGAUCGGCGGUUCAUCUGCGAGAAGUCGGCACCUUUGUUCCCGGAUGUUCCUGAAAAGAUCCAGGGUCUCUGCCAACAGCCAGUGGAGUCGACAUGAAUCAAGUGACUGCCCCAAUUUUCUCCUCCUUCUCUCUCUCUCCUAAAUCCUUUCAAAUUCCCUCCCCACACUCUCUGUCCCUCCCUCCUACUCCAUCUCCUCUUGUUGCAAUCAUAUUCGCCCCACCAGACACCGACAAAUCCCUCUCGCCGUCUAUCCCCUUCUCUCUCGCCAUUCCCCCGUCCCGCUCUUCCGCGCUCCCUCUACCUUUCUCUCUACCCCCUCGCCUCCCCUUAUUUCCUCAAACUUUCUCCGCCCACUCUUUCUCUUCUCCCUCUGCACACCUCUUACAUCUCUCUCUCCUUCGCUCUCCCAGACACUUUCUGUCUACCCUCCCCGUUCUCUCUGAACCCUCCGUCUCCCUGAUCUCUCUCUCCCUCUCUCUUUCUGCUUUCAAUUCACUCUCACCUCAAUCCUGUCCCGACUGGUGCUCGAUAACCCAAACCUGGGUGAAAGUCUGUCCGCAUUCCCUCUGUCUGUGCCCCUCUUGUAUCACGGCAACGUGACCUCCCGACUCCUGUACUCAGUGUGACCGGAGAAGACCAGCGGGCCAAGUGUCCUGUCCACUCUUAUCGGAUGUUUUCCUCAAGAAUCGCUAUUUCAUUUAUUAUCUGAAACUUAUAACGCCUGGAAUUUGUUCUUUUGAAGGAUCAGUACUGCGCAAAGAUGUACAAUUAAUGUAAACUGCAAAUAUUAAUAAACACCGCAAAUAUGUCGAGUUUUUGCUGAUGCAUUGAAAGAUGUGAUGGCGCAGGGGAAGAAGCUGUUCUUGAAUCUCUGUGUGUGGGUGUUCUGUCUCGCGGAGCUGUCAAAUACACCUCCUACAAUACCACGUUCAAUCCCGUUAUCAUUCCCGGGAACCAUCUCCAAUGUCUCACAUCCCCUGUGAGAUAAGAGAUCGAGACCUGCUCACAAAACUCCAAAUGUGGCCACACCAAUGACGUAUUGAGCCUGAGACUGACGUCCUUGCGUUUACGUCCCAGUCCUCUCGAAAUGAAUGCAGUCCUCGCAUUUGCCUUCAUCACGACCGGCUCAAGCUGCAGG
Messenger RNA from Hypanus sabinus (Atlantic stingray), 1753 nucleotides. Its product is annotated as killer cell lectin-like receptor subfamily B member 1A. Bases 44 to 709 code for a protein of 221 amino acids. The transcript is spliced from 6 exons. NCBI's taxonomy places the organism in Eukaryota, Metazoa, Chordata, Chondrichthyes, Myliobatiformes, Dasyatidae. The record is from RefSeq and is a predicted model, not a curated record.